UAUGAGAGUGAUGACCGGAGUUCCAAUGAGGCAACAUCACCAAGUGAUGCGGGAAUACAUCAUACGAUACUUGCUCACACCUACUUGGUCCGACUUGGUAAGGUACUUGCUCUGAAGGGACAUCAGACGGGAUUACGCCUCACCCUACUUGUUUUGGAGUGUGCCCAGAAAUUAUUUUUUGAACUACAAUUGGGUGAUUUGUCAUGGAUGCCGCGAAAACGCAUAGAGAAGAUGAGUGAAGACUUAUUGCUUUUACAGUGGAGAAUUGUUGCUACGGUACUAUACGAUGCGGAGAAAACCGAUGAUGAUGUGGUGAAGGAAUUGAUGCUUUUGCACCUUGCCCACAGUGGAGUUGCCGAGUACGGUAUUCAUUACUCGCCGUGGGAGAAGCAUAAGGCACUUGUGGAGCCGCCGGAUGGCGCUGACUGGAAGCAUUUGUGGCUAUCACCAAACACGUUAUUGAUUGAACUUUUGAAUAAAACGCGUGGAGAAGCGUUGAAGGAGUAUGCCCCUUGGCUGAUUGUUUUGAGGGCCGCCUUUACGUUCCUCUAUACCCCGCUGCGUAGCAAUUCGAGUCGACUGAGCAUGGCUCUCUCUAUAUGUCGUCUCAUACGCUACAAUGCCGGUGUCUGGUCCCUUGUCAAACGAGGCGUCUCCUCAUGUUCUACGGCAGAGCUGGAUGGGUCUAUUAAGGCAGAUCAACAGGCUUUGGGUGCGGAGGAUGCGGCCACGUUCGAUGACUCGUUGUGGGGGAUUGAACUCUCAAAUAAUGGGGUGGCUGCCAUGGAGAAGUACAUUACAACAGCCCGCUCCAAGACCAUGCGAUCUCUGGAGCUUUAUGGCCCGGAGAAAAGGCCUUCUUUGCUCUCUAUGGACCCCAAGCAGGCGGUACAAUGCCACGAUCAAACCUCUGCUAAAAUACGUCAGUUUCAGGCCUUUAUUUGGAAAGAGGCGGCUCUUUACAAGAAAUGUGUGAAAGAAGAGGGGAGUGCGAUUAUUUCUGCUCACGCUGCCUACCGCUUCUCUUUGCUCCCGUGGUGGGGGCAUUGUAUCAGUCUCUACUCCAAGAGUCCGGUGCCGUUGGACCGCUGGGAGUUAGACCGAUUUAUGGGUGCUGAGUGGCAACGCAUACGUCUGCGUCGUUUCAUUCACAAUGUGCGAAUGACGGAUACAGAAAGCAGCGACCAACUUUUGCGAGGCGUCUAUCGAGACGAUAUGACUUCUACUGAUGAUGUUAGCCUUUUGCAGUUUUACUCUAUCACGGCAGUUCCACAGUUAUCAACGGUUGAUGGACCUGAAACAGUUUCAUUGGCUGUCAAGUGCAAACUGGUGCUUCCGAUGGAUCGUGUCCCUAUCAUUUUGUACAUAGCACCAAAGAAUAUAUCGUACAUUGUAGAUUGGUUUCAGCAUAGUCUAAUGCAGUUGGGGAAGGAGUCUACUGGCGAAUUAUUUCACUCGCAUGAUUCCGGACCAUCAACCUUUGCGGAGAUGCAUGAAUUGGAAAAUAGAUUGCCAAAGACGUUCAAGCACCAGCAAGAGAUACCGUGCCUUCGACGUGUGGUGAAGGUCUCUUCUAUACGUGCCGUGUGGCCGCGUCGCAAUUUGCUUCAACCCCGUGCAUUGGAGUUGCUUCUCUUCAAUGGAGAAACCCUGUUUCUUGCGUUCGACUCGGAAGAGAUGAAAAAAGCUGUGAUUGAAAGCAUCACCGACUACGCCCGACCCCACCUUGACAAGACUUUAAUGCUGACGGAAAAUAAUUUGAGGAUGUGGCGCAACUGGUGGUGCGAGGGCCGCAUUUCCAACUUCCACUAUUUGAUGUACUUGAACUUUGCGGCAGGUCGCUCGUAUGGGGAUUUGCGGCAGUAUCCCGUGUUUCCCCAUGUCGUGGCGGACUUUCUCUCUGACACGCUCGAUUUGUCAUCGCCCACCGUCUACCGCCGGUUUGACAGGCCGAUGGGGGCGCAGACGCCGGAACGCGAAUCGAAGGCCAUUCGAAAGUACGAUGAGAUGGCUGUGCUACCGAAAACGGGAGGAAAUGUGCCCAUCGAAUUGAUUCCCUACCACCACGGCUCUCAUUACUCCCCUGUUGGAGGGGCACUUCACUUUUUGGUUCGCGUGCAGCCCUUUUCAGACUACUUCUUGGAUAUGAACUCCAAGUUAGACGAUGCGGGUCGUGUUUUUGACUCCAUGGCCACGGCGUACUUCAUCUCAACAGGUAAGGAUGUGAAGGAGCUCCUGCCAGAGCUGUAUUGUUUGCCGGAGAUGUUUCUUAAUUUGAAUCGAAUUCCUUUUGGGGUGAAACAGGACGGGAGAAUUGUAAAUGAUGUGCAUUUGCCUCCAUGGGCAUCUACGCCACGUGAGUUAACGCAGAAGUUGCGGCAGGCACUUGAAAGUCGUUACACCUCUGAAAAUCUGCACUCCUGGAUUGAUUUGGUGUUUGGCUACAAGCAACGGGGUAAAGAGGCUGUAACGGCUGUAAAUGUAUUUCACCCGCUAACAUACGAGGGAUUCAUUGAUCUUUCCAAAAUUAAGGAUCCGGUUCUCUUGUCUGGUCAUGAAGCACAAAUUGAUUGCUACGGUCAAGUUCCCUUGCAACUUUUUACACAGCAACACAAACCGCGAGGGAAGUCAACAGACUCUUCAUUCCUUCAAAGCCCAUGCCCAACACUGCGCUACGAGGCCUCCAAUUCACGCUCCUGUAUCGUGCUUCAUCCUGAAAACCUCACACCAAUAUUAAAUGCCUCAAAGGUAGACGGCACCGUCGUUGUAUUUCCCCGCACAAGACCUUCCACAGCUGCCCGGGGUGCAGAAGAGUCGAGUGAGUGGAAGUUCCCUCUGAUCCACCCACGGCCUAUAGCAUUACCAAAGGAUUGUUUGGCGUUUACAGUGAUCAAUGAUCAACUGAAAGAUUGUCUUUUCCUUCGGGGGAACUGCAUUGUACUUGUGGACGGUAAAGAUUUGUCCCGCGAAAUGUGUUCUUUUCACCUAGGCAACGGAAGGGCCACAACUUUUACUGUCGACACGCCGAAUGUUUAUGUUGGAAUGGCAUCUGGUGCAAUCCAUGUGCUGACGAUCAACAAUGAAGAAUGGACGGAGGUGGAGCAACCUAUCCAGGAGGAAGUUGGAAACAAAAACAGCAUGAUGCGUGAGGCGGAAAAAGCACCACAGAAAGAAAAGAAAAUGAUGCGAAAUAGGGGUGCCGUUCGGCGUCGUGUGUUUGUCUUAUAUGGGCACAUGGAGCCUGUGACCGCACUUUGCGUCUCCGCCGAGUGGGGAAUUUUAGUUUCCACUGCAGAGGAUUAUAAAGUGGCGGUGUGGGAUACGGCACGCCUUGUUCUCCUCCGCACCAUUCCUUUUCCGUGUCUGACAG
Molecule: messenger RNA, 3370 nt
Organism: Trypanosoma cruzi
Lineage: Eukaryota; Euglenozoa; Kinetoplastea; Trypanosomatida; Trypanosomatidae
Product: neurobeachin/beige protein, putative
Exons: 1
Molecular function (GO): protein binding
Source: RefSeq, a predicted model, not a curated record